GUUGGUUAUACUAAUUUUGGAAAUACUCCUGUCAGUUCAUAGCAUAACUAUGCCUUCUGACAAAGAGGCUCCCACACCCUCUGGGUCUACUAACCCUAAUCAAGGUGGUUUUAAGGCACCUUCAGGUGUGUCUGAUAUUAUGGCGGGUCCCCUCGCUGAGCUUGAUACCUCUGCGGAUAUGCAGACCCUGAUAGAUGACACUACGUCGCAAGCUAUGACCAAAACCCUUAUGUCGGCCAUGGGACUAAUGUCUGACUCAAUAUCUCAGACGCUUACACAUGCCCUGAUUCAGGUGCAAAAAUCAACUGAACCGACUUCGGGCCAGGUUUUGCCGGUCACAACACCUUUACAACCUCAAGCUGGCCGCAAGGCCUUAGCAAAG
This is a messenger RNA of Pelobates cultripes (western spadefoot toad), 382 nucleotides long. NCBI's taxonomy places the organism in Eukaryota, Metazoa, Chordata, Amphibia, Anura, Pelobatidae. The record is from the annotation of a GenBank genome assembly.